AUGCGGCCGAAAUCAGUAGGAGGCGCAAUUUCGGAGUCACAGCCUGCUGCACUUCAUGCAGCCCGCUUAGCAAUGUUAAAGCAAUUGAAUGUUCAUUUACCAAUAGAAGAAUCAAAAAUAUGGAAUGAUGAUACACAAGCAGAUGUUGUUUCAUUGAGAUCUAUGGAUAGAGGGUCUGUAAUAACAGGCAUGAUGGGAUAUGCAUCAAUACCAGAUAGUCAUUAUCGUAUUCCAAAGCAAAGAUUAUCAGUACCAUUAUUUGUUCAUGAUAAUCAAGAAUGUUCGCGUUUUCAGGCGCUUCGUCGAAACAAAUUUAGUACAUUUUCUUUUCGUUCACCAUCUAAAAAAAGGUCAGCAGCAGGAAGAUUUGUUUUACAUCUUAAACGUACAUUUUUAGCUAAAAACUUGCUUUUUCAACGACCAGUUCCCUCUAGCUCUCAAUAUAAAGAAAACUUUUGUAGUUCAUUUACUUUAAAAGAGUUAUCUAAAAAUGAACAAGUUUCUCCACUUGCUGUAUGUACUAAAAAUACAUUAACAAAUGUUAAUCAGCCUCUUUCAAAAAUGGAUGAAAAUACAGAAUUUUCUCAACUUAAAAAAAAAAUAGCUUCUUUGGAAAUUUUAGAAACUCAGAAUGGAAAAGAAAAUCAACCAUUAUCAGAUGAUAGAAAAAGCUUGACAAUUUUACCAGAAGAAAAUAACAAUAAUGUUUUCAUUACUACUAUUGAAAAUGAUAUUGCUUCACCAUCAUUUUGCAUGUCCUGCGAUACUUCUAUUGGUUCUAUAGAUCAUCGUGAUAAUGCAGGACCUGUGAGACUUUUUACAGAUGACUUAUCUCCCUCACCAAAAUUAAAUUCUAAUUUAUAUCGAUCUCAUUGCACACUUCCAUAUCAAGAACAAGAAGUAACAAAUUCUUCAAAUUUAUUAUAUUAUUAUCAUCAAAAUCCUUCGUCUUUGUCGACUCAUACAUCUCAUUCACCUCACGCUAUUCCAUAUAAUUCCCCAUCUUCUAAACUUGAAGAAAUGUUAUAUUCAAAAACUUAUCAUAAUGUAAGAUCGCCAUCAGGAUUAGAAAAAGCAGUUAAUUUUAAUUAUGGAGGUAUUGAUGAAUGGAGAAGAGAAAUUCGUAAUUCUAUGCAUUUAGAAAGAAGAAAAAAAGAUGAAAAGAAUCUGCCUUUGUUUUUUUAA
Pneumocystis murina B123 is the source of this 1185-nucleotide messenger RNA. RefSeq lists its product as hypothetical. Bases 1 to 1185 code for a protein of 394 amino acids. Lineage: Eukaryota; Fungi; Ascomycota; Pneumocystomycetes; Pneumocystales; Pneumocystaceae. The transcript has a single exon. The record is from RefSeq and is a predicted model, not a curated record.